Molecule: messenger RNA, 4988 nt
Organism: Ruditapes philippinarum (Manila clam)
Lineage: Eukaryota; Metazoa; Mollusca; Bivalvia; Venerida; Veneridae
Product: receptor-type tyrosine-protein phosphatase kappa-like
Exons: 22
Coding region: 232-3819 (1195 amino acids)
Biological process (GO): protein dephosphorylation
Molecular function (GO): protein tyrosine phosphatase activity
Source: RefSeq, a predicted model, not a curated record
CUUCUUGAAAGUUUUAUAAAUAAGCUGUUAUUUUGAAUAAUUAAAGUACUUAGUCAUAAAAUAUAAAAUGGAUAUUUUUAUCUACAUGUAGUAGCUACUUAAAAGUCACACACGUGGCAAAAGAGGAGGAAAAUAAAACGAGACGUUAUUAAUAAUUACACUUGGUUCUCUGCUGGACAUUUUAAACCAGCAAAUAUCGUAGCUCUUCAACAGUAUAUAUAAAAACAAAACAUGAGGAUUAUUGUUGUUAUGUCAGUUCUGUUUGGCAGUUCGUUUGCGUCAAAAGAAUGCGCGACUGGAAGGAAUUGUGAACAGACGUGCAUGACAAACUGUGUCACUUGUUCAAGAGAUAAUGUUUGUGAACAAUGUGAACCUGGAUAUUUUCUCAGCUAUAAUUCAUGUCAAAAAUGCCCAUCAAAUUGCGUAACUUGUUCAUCUUUGCAUAAAUGUGGUAUCUGUGCAGAUGGAUUUUACAUUGGUCGUUUGUACGACGAUAGUCGACAUCAAUUACAAACCAAUUGUAGUAUACGUUGUAAGGAGGAAUGUUCAUCAUGUACAUCAUACGAAAAUUGCAAUACCUGUACAGAUGGUCGACAUCUAUGUAAAUGCAAAACUCAAAAUGGAUAUAACAAGCAGUGUGCAUCUUGUUACAGUGGCAAAUAUGGCAGUUAUUGUCAAUGGAGAUGUUCAGUUGGUUGUAAAAAUCACACCUGUGAUUUCAAUGCCGGGACGUGUGAAUGUGCACUCAAUUUUCAAGGAUAUCGUUGUAAUCGCUGCAUAGAGGGUAAAUAUGGAUCAAAAUGUGAUACAACUUGUCCACUUACAUGUAAAGGGAACAUUUGUGAACGCAAUGGGAGUUGUACAGAAUGUAAGGAAGGAUUUACCGGAGAAAACUGCCAAAAGAAGUGUGAAAGAUGUAAACCGGGAACAGCAUGUGGUAGAUACAAUGGCAUUUGCGAUGAAUGUAUAGAGGGAUAUUAUUCUACCAACUGUGAAAGGCAAUGUUCAAAGAAUUGCAAGACAUGUGCAAGGAAUAACCCACACCAUUGCAUGUCCUGUAAAUCUGGGAGAUAUAGGAAAAUCAUCGAUCGAAAUGGACAAGAGUACACUUCGUGUCAUCAAGACUGCCCAGAUCAUUGCUUGAACAAAACCUGUACAUUUGAAUCCAGUGAAUGUGACAGAGGCUGCGUGAAGGGACACUGGGGUGUAAAGUGUAACAAUACAUGUUCUGAUGACUGCACAGAUGACGAAUGCUUCCAGAACAAUGGAACGUGUUCUUUUAGAAAAACAUGUGAUGCCAACCGUUUUGGUAAAAAAUGCGAAUACGUUUGUCAUCGUAAUUGUCUGGCAAAUGAAAAUGGUAGGAGUUGUAAUUCUUUGAACGGACAGUGCAUUGGGGAUUGUUUACCAGGUUAUUUGGGCGACUUUUGUGACCUAAACUGUAGCGGCAAUUGUCAGAAUACAUCUUGUAACAAAGAUAGUGGUUUUUGUCUAUUUGGUUGUAUAGAUGGAUAUAAAGGAGACAAGUGUGAUUUACAAGAGUCGAUACAAAAUGGAAUUUGGAGUACCAAUAUCGUGAUAAUCAUUGCUACAACCGCUGCUGCGAUAUCCGCAAUUAUAAUAAUUGCCAUCCUUCUUUUAAGAAGAUGUAAGAUACAAAGAGAUAAACGCGAGAUGAAGAAGAACGCUGACGAGGAGAUAGCUUCAGUAUGCAAUCAACAGCCUACAAACCAUCCUGAUAAUGAAAUUGUAUACGCAAUGCCAAACAAACAAAAAGAAACUCCUGAAGCAGACACACCUCCAAAAGGCAAGCCAACUAAUGAUAACCUGGAUCUGAUAUGUGUUGAGAACACCUCUAACUAUAUCAACCACGAUUCUGCCGCGAGAAACAUGUGUACCAAGAAUGACAUUGGCAGUAGGGAGAUGACGGUGGUUAAACAAGAGACUACUGAGGAUUGCUUUACCGAUGAGGAAUCCGUUACCAUGGAGACUGGCCGCUAUAAAACUGGUCACAUGGUCUACCAAUCUGGAAUUGAAACUGCUACAUGUACAGACGACACCUAUUACAAUGUUUUAGCGGUAAACCAGAGGAAAAUAACCAUAGACAAAUUUCCAGAAUUUGUUGCAAAGAAGACAACACAGGACUUUGUUAACGAAUUCCAGCAAUUACCAAAUGGCUUGAUUAAGCCCUACGAUGACUCGCAGAAAAAAGAAAACAUGCCUAAAAACAGAUAUCAGGGUCUCUUCCCAUAUGAUGACACGAGAGUUGUAUUAAGGGAAGGUGACACCAACUAUAUAAACGCAAGUUAUAUAGAUGGCUAUAACAAGAGGAAGGCCUACAUUGCUUCGACUGGGCCUACAAUAAAAUUCAUGGGCGAUAUGUCAGCAUUUUGGAUAAUGGUAUGGCAAGAGAAAGUUGGGAAGAUAGUCAUGUUAACAAAGUUGAUAGAAGCUGGAGCAUCGAAAUGUGAUCAGUAUUGGCCGGAGAGAGGUUUCAGUCUGAAUUUUACUAAUAUACAAGUGACGUGUCAAAGUGAAGAUAUUUUCUCAAACUAUACAAAGAGGUCAUUUGUAGUUAAACAAAACAAAGAAGAGAGAGUCGUACUUCAUUUUCAUUUUACUGCUUGGCCAGAUCAAAGAACUCCCAAUGACGUAACUAGUUUGGUUGAAUUUCGUCAGAGGGUCAUUAGAAGUAUUACAAACCUUAAUGGACCAAUCGUCGUACAUUGCAGCGCCGGAAUAGGAAGAACUGGUACAUAUAUAGCUGUUGACAGUCUAACGGAGGAGGGCGAGACAGAAGGAGGAGUUGAUGUGUAUGCCUUUGUAAGAAAUAUGAGACAACAGCGAGUUAACAUGGUGCAAACUGUUGGACAAUAUCAAUACCUUCAUCACGCUCUCGUUCACACUCUAACCUUUGACAGUAAAGCGGUGCAGGCCUCUAAAUUCACUGAAUAUAUGAAGACACAUAAAGAGGACUACCUUGGAAAAAUGUUUGGGAAACUUCAAGCGUCGUUAGAGUGUAGAUCGGAUGACGAGAUUAAAGCUGUUGAGAGAAAUAAAGCAUUACUACACAAGAAUAGGGAUGGCUCAGACAUUCCAGGAGAUAUCAACAGACCGAAAUUGUAUAUGAGCAAAACAACAAAUUCGCAAGACUAUAUCAAUGCUGUUUAUGUCGAUAGUUAUAGAAGUGAAAAUCAUUUCCUAAUGGCACAAACACCUUUACCAGACACUGUUGUGGACUUUCUUACGUUAAUUGUACAAGAAAAUGUAUCAUGCGUCAUCAGUAUGGAAACUGACCUUUUACACGAUAAAACUGUAGGAGUUUUUUAUCCUGCGGAUAAACAGACACUAAAGAUAGGAGCUUUUAAAAUCCAAACUGGAAAUGGACGUGAGACGGAUCAGUACAUAUUUAAGAAUCUCACCAUUUCUCGUCAAGGAAAGUCUAGAUCAGAAAAGAUAACUAUAACAAAUGUUCAAUUUAAACAUUGGAACGACAAUCAAGCCGUCCCGGAACAACCGAAAGCUUUUGUACAGUUUGUGAAAGAUGUAGAGCUGAAAUUUGGUGGAAAUGGCCCAACACUGAUACAUUGCAGGACAGGGGCGGAGAAAAGUGGACUGUUCUGUGCUGUAUCAACUUUGUUGGAGAAAACACAAAUUGACCAGGAAGUGAGUGUCGCAAACACCGUACGACAUAUAAAGUAUAGACGAAGCAUGGCCAUACCCAAUCAAGAGCAGUAUAUUUUCUGUCAUCAAUGUGUGAAUGAAUACCUUCAAUCAUUUGAUACAUACUCCAAUUUCGAGCAGAGCUCCGGAACAUAAUGAUUCGAUGUCUCGAACAUUUCAUAAUGCUUGAACUUGAAUUAGAUAACAUACCUUUUUAACAUACUGUUAAUUUCAUAAAGCUAUACAAUCAUUUGAGAUGUUUUGAUAUUCACUUAUAUAUGUGCAUGUUGUAUUUUAUAUUUAAUAUGAUAUACUUAGUUAUAUUUGGAUUGUUAUAUUUUAAUAUGCGAUCAUUGUGAUUUUUUUGUUUAAUAACAUCAGUGUGUUGACAUUUGAAGUUCAAUAUCAGUAUCUGAAUAGAUUAACAACAAUUUCUUUUUAUCAGACAGAGUUUGCAUUGGCGCCAGAAAUAAUUGCAUGUCAGUAUUAUCCAUAUAUGAAUCUUUUUUUCAUAUCCUGAUGCUUUUUUUAUAAGUUUUCUUUUAAAAAAAAAUCUAAUUCCAUUAACAUGAUUAAGAAAGAAGCAAUCCUGAUAGAGUAAACAUAAAAUUGAUGCAAUAAACAGUUAUUUAAAUCGAAUUAGACAUGUUGCGAUUUGUUUUGGUCAUCUGAUACUUUAUGGAAAGAAUCUCUUUAGGAUAAAAAACAGUUUAUUUAUAUCAAACUGUUGAUGUAUAAAUCAUGAUAGAUGGCUUUUCCUUUGUAACCGUCUGUAAUUUAUGCUAUAAAUGUAUUCAACAGUUUGUUCUAACAAUUUGCAUCUGUUUAUAACGAGGAUUAAUGUUAUUAUCUGCUAAAUGUUAUAUGCAUUCCAACAUUUUCCCCGUUAUGGGUGAGGCACGUUUACGUGCCGCUGUCAUUUCCUGUAAUAACAUUACGUCACGUACUGAUUGGUGUUAUACAACUUACAUAAACCUAUAAAGACCAAAGGGAUAUAAAAUGUGUUUUAAUGCAAUAGUGAACAUUUGACAAGGUUGCAAUGAGUUCAAACGCGGUAACUAAAUUUGAUACGGAAUCUACACUUAUUUCGGAUUCUUUUUGUCAGCCUAAAAAUACCGAGAAAUACCUUGCUACUAUAAACUAAAAUGACACAUAUGUUAUGAGAACUGAUAGACCGUUUAUGUCACAGGUCGAACAUGCAGUUCAAAUGUGUGAUAUAAUCCACCGUUUAAAUGACAUCUGUUAUGCGUGACCUUUUUGUCUGCUCAAUUCGACAGUCCAUAAAAUAAACGUAAAUAUAAUUAUGUCAACACUAAGAAAACAAA